Molecule: messenger RNA, 484 nt
Organism: Pocillopora meandrina
Lineage: Eukaryota; Metazoa; Cnidaria; Anthozoa; Scleractinia; Pocilloporidae
Source: the annotation of a GenBank genome assembly
AUGAAGAAAAAUGAAAAUAGCUUCGUGCUCGUCGAGAUAAUUGUUUCAAAGUCAACUGUGACCUGGUAAAACUCGCAUCGUUUGAUCGAUGGUCGUCACGUAACGUCUCCUUCAAACUACUGUCGAUUUUUCUGUCGUGUGUUCCUUUUUUUUUUUUUUUAGUUUUCUGUACGAGCCUGUUUUGAACAUAGAAACUCAGGAAGUAGUGGUGAUAAGCCAGUGUACUGAUGAUCAGAGAUUUGGAAUACCUAAGAAAUUACUUAACAACUGUAUUCCGAAGGCACGGUUUAUUUUACUGUCCAGUACAAUAACAAUUGUGGUUGCGGUUGUUGUAGGUGCUGUGUAUCAUUCAUGCACGACUUUUUCCACAUUGCAAAAUUCAAUUCUUAUUAGAUUCGUAUCUCUUGAAGCAAAUUUGGAGAAAAAAUCUGAACAGAGCAAACGAGAUACCAGAGUUCACAUCAUUGAGCCAUCAAAUCCCUAA